Messenger RNA from Ornithodoros turicata, 2896 nucleotides. Its product is annotated as mucin-2-like. The transcript has 5 exons. Bases 20 to 2710 code for a protein of 896 amino acids. The record is from RefSeq and is a predicted model, not a curated record. NCBI's taxonomy places the organism in Eukaryota, Metazoa, Arthropoda, Arachnida, Ixodida, Argasidae.
CUCAACAUCAUCUCCCACAAUGCCAACGACUGCAUCGAAGGAACCACGAACAGUAUCGCCGUCCACGACUCAGGUUCCAGCUCUGAACAUCACACUUACGCUUUCUUCAACGCCAACUCUUGCUCCGACUACUACAGCAGGUACAAACGUAUCUGUGAGAACAACAAGUUCCGCCGGAGUACCGUCAACGACCGUACCAUCAUCGUCGUUGCUUCCAACGACAACUGUGACUGCAAGAGUAUCCUCUGAAACAGUCAAACCGACGACAGAAACGAUAGCGCCCAGCACCAAGCCAGCAGGAACCGUAUCAUCUACUAUGCUUCCUGUGGUGACAGCUGCCGUAACAACUGCACUGUCAACGACGGUACGUCUAACUACCAUGACGCCCACAACAGAAUCUCCGAAUACAACAAUGAUGCCUACGACAAGCACGCGUCAGACCACAAGGAAACCAACAACUGCUGCACCUGUUACAACGUCUGUGCUUCUUACAACAACGGCUCUCACACUUGAUACUACACUACGAACAACUAGUGCCGAACCAACAACAACGACUGUGAUGCCUGAUACGACGUUACCUUCAACAACUCUACCACCUACGACACCAUCCGCAACUCCUCAUACAAUACCACCAACAACUUUGACUCCUGGUACAACAUCUGAGACUCCUACAACACUACAUAUGACGACUUAUACGACAACGUCACCACCAUCAACAGCGCCCAUAACAACUGUACGGGUCGCGACACCACCUGCAGCUCUUGACACAACGACUCCACCAGGUACUCUGACACUUGAUACAUCUGUGUUUCAUUCGACAACCACUAUGACAUCUGACCAGACCACGUCACCAUCAACAUCACCUGUAACGACUGUACCUCCCACAACAACAACUGCAAUUCCUGCUACAAAACCAGCAAUAACUCAGGUGCCUAGUACAACAUCGGUGCUUCCUACGACAACGACUAUUGCAUCUUACACCACAAUGUCGCCAUCAACAGCACCUAUAACAACUGUACCGCCCGCAACAAGCGCGGCUACUGAGACGACAACGCCACCAACGACUUUGGCUCCUGAUACACCAUUUGUGCCUCGUACAAUAACAACUAUGACAUCUAACACGACAACGUCACCAUCAACAGUGUCUGUAACAACUGUGCCAUUCACAACAACAUCUCUGACGCCUGAAACGACGGCACCACGGACAACAAUGCAGUCAACAACUGUACCACCCACAACGACCACUGCAACUCCUGGUACAGGACGAACAACUCCGGUGCCUAGUACAACGUCUGCGCCUCCCGCCACAACGACUACGGCAUCUGACACGACAAUGUCACCAUCAGCAGCGCCUACAACAACUGUACCGCCCGCACCAAGUACGGCUGCUGAAACGACAAUGCCACCAGCAACUUUGACUCCUGGUACAAGAUUUGUGUUUCCUACAACAAAGGCCAUGAUAUCUAACACGACAACGUCACCAUCAACAGCGUCUGUAACAACUGUACCGUUCACAACAACAACUGUGACGCCUGAAGCGACGGCGCCACGAACAACGACGCUGCCGACAACUGUACCACCAUCUACAGAAACGUCUGACACCACGUUGCCGCCGACAAGUGUGCCAUCGACGACAUCAAUGGCAUCUGUUCCUCCGACGACGAACACCGAGAGAGCUACUACACCCACACGGCUUACAACCGAGGUAUCAAGGACAUCAAUAACGCCAACUACAGCACCUCCUACAACACAAGGCACACUCCCAGCGACAACAUUAUCGGUCACUACGGAAGCAGUGACCGCAUCCUCGACAGAAGCGACCCCACUUUCAACUCUCCCAACAAGACUUUCUUCAAGAACAAUGCCGGCGCCGGAUUCUAGGCGCACUACUCUACCACCCCAAACUGCAUCAACCUGGCCGUUCUGGACAACGACUCGUUCAAGCAGUUCCUCUCAUACGGAGCGGUCUUCCUUCACAGUUCCUAAAGUAACAGAAACGACCACGGUGGCUUUUACUACGACAAUCAGGACAGAUCUUUCAACACCCACAAGAACUAACUGGACCACAGUGACACAUUCUUCACCGAGUCCAGUCACUUCUACUCGAAUGUAUAUCCCACCGGCGCCACCUUCUGCAACAACUACAACCGUUAUUCCGACAACUACCAGGUGGACGUGCCCGCCGUGUCAGACAACAUUGUGUCAACCCACCUCCCAUGUACCUCAUCGGACUCCGAUAUACGUAAGGCCCUCACCGCCAGGCCCUGCCUUUGAGUUUCCACCGCCCAAGAAAAACUUGUCACCAGUUUACGUCAGGCCCACGCUACCUUCUGUUUCUGGAAUUUCAAGUACAGGAGGAGGGCAUUUUCCAAGGUACACCCCGCCGUACAUACGCCCGACACUGAAGCCACGUUACGAUGAUCCAUUUCCCGACGUUGGGCCCGCUUUACCACCGAAGGGAAAGCCACCGUCAAAAAUGUUUCCACCGUACGUGAGACCCGCAUUUCCGUUUGGCGUCUUCGACGACGAAAGAGCAGAUGAGCCGUUCAAGCAAGCACUGGAAGAAGCUGAAGAUGUUCCUUUUCCAGAUACCUAUAGCUUCAAUGAAGUUGUCUAUCCCGACAUCUGUGACACAGAAUGUCCUGAUGUCAUGCACGUCAACAUCGUGACGAGGAUUCCGGAUAUCGACGACGAAGUUAGGAUAUGGUGAAAGUGUAAGAUCAAGGACACUGUGUUGGAAAAGGAGAAGAAUCUAACGUCAUCCUUCACUGCGUUCUCUCAAGCUGAGCGGAUAUUGCGUCUGCUCUGGCAACACACGCACGGGCACUUAGCUGUCCUAGCGCAACCACAAGGAUAGUACUGUCUCUACUGGCCAAUUCGGGUGGUCAUUUCGUAC